AUGGACUCGCCGCGUCGAAACCGGAAUAGAGCGGCAUGUAGGCGAUGCCAACGAAGAAAGAUCCGCUGUGAUGGGAAUGAGCCAUCAUGUAGUUCCUGCCUGAAGGCAGGGGUAUCAUGUGUGAAUGAUGGAAAACAGGAGGUCACGCGGAGAUACAUCUCGAACAUGGAGAAUCGGAUCCGAUGGCUCGAGUCGAUUGUCAAGGAAAACUGCGCCAAUGUGGAUUUAGGACUUGAACCUCGCAAUAACGACCCAGAGAACGCAGUAGAUCAUGAUAGCACGAUACUCUCUGUCGAUAUACAGCAUGAAGAUGAUCCGACCACUAAUGUGCACCAAUCCUCUCGGGAGUUUCGAAGAGAGGCUCCAGCCGUUGCACGCAAUGAAGAGAAUACUUUCGAUUCACUGUCCAACCAGCAUCCACAACCUCAUGUGCAGGGAAACAAUUCUGGGCAUCAACCGGCGCAUGAGAUUGGACUGGUGUCAUUGUCCUCUGGUGAAGGUCCUCGAUACAUUGGGCCAUCCAGCGGGUACUUCUUUGCGAACCGUAUAUUCUCCAGCGCUGGGCGGCGACCUAAAGCCAGAGGCGUGAAAAAGGCCACGGCAGAGUCAACUAGUCUUUCAACUGAACUACUGAGUAACCUUACCCUGCUGCCUACUCGAAAAGAAAGCGCCAUGGAACUGUCACGGAAAUACUUCCGAACGGUACAUCUUAUCUACCCGUUCCUGCAUGAGCCAACCCACAUGUCUGUGAUUGAGCGGGUAUAUGCAUCCCACACCGAGAACCCCCUGGACUUGUUUCAGGUUUACAUGGUGCUAUCCAUCUCAGCCCUGUAUUUAUCUCGUGAAUGUAAGGUGCAUCUUCCCGUGGAGGGAUACUAUGCGUCAGCCAUGAAGUAUGUCGAGCAGGUCUGCUCAUAUGGCUCGGUAACUGCUCUGCAAUGCAUGCUACUUCUUAUGGUUUAUGCGUUGCAUAACCCCUCUACUAAUGUCAACAUAUGGAACCUCAACUAUCAGUGUCUUGCUAGUGUGAUAGAUCUAGGGUUACAACGCGACGUCCGCACAUCUCCUUCUCUAGGAAUAUCAUUGCUUGAUCAGGAGAUACGGACCCGUAUCUUUUGGGUGGUAUAUACGCUCGAUAGAGCUAUUUGUACCAUGAUGGGGCGUCCAAUAGGUAUCAGAGAUGAGGCUUGUGAGAUGAGGUUUCCGCUGGACAUACCAGACACGGGCCUUGUCAAUCCUGACCCCAACCGCAACGAACCACAGGAGUCACCGUCACACAUGUCGCAUUCGAUUCAUCUCUUCAAAUUAGCCAAGAUGAACUCAGAGAUAAAAUAUGUCAUGCACAGCAUUCAACGUGACGUACCGAGCUAUGCCUAUCCCCCGGUGCGGGAUAUCUUCAUGUGGCAGCGUGAUAUGAUAAAAUCACUCAAAGAUUGGAGAUCGACAAUCCCGCAAGAAUCAACUAGUGGAGGAGAUGUGAUGAUCAAGCUUUGUAAGACCAGAUAUCACGAAACAAUGGUAUUACUCCUGCGACCAAGCCCGGCAAUUCCGAACCCGUCGGAGGAGAUGCUCGAUCUUUGCUUCCACCAGGCUGUCGAUCUUCUGCAAACGUUUGGCGAUAUAUACAGAACAGGAAGCCUGCUGUACAGCCGACUCCUUGUUCACUCUGUAUUCCUUGGGGCGCUUGUAUUACUCUACUGUAUCUGGAAACUACCGAGAACUACGACGAAGGUGCGCGUCGAUGAACUCAUGUCGAGUCUCACCAUGGCACAGAACAUACUUAGUAGCAUCGGGGAGCACUGGAGCGAGGCUACUCGGGCGCGGGAUUGCAUUGACGAUCUAUCCCGUGUGACAAUAGAACGGCUUCUGAGAACCCAAUCGACUAUCGGAUUGCACACUGAAGCCGAUAGAACGCAGUCACGAUCUGGAGGCAUGCAGAGCUCAUCAUCUGCGCACAACCAUCAAUUGGCAGAAUAUAAUGGCAUUCCCGAGGGGUACGGCAACUCUGAUCAAAUCCCCGGAGCAUUAGCUCUUCCUCAGGAAUACCCCCCGGAAGAUACUUCCUACCACUUCAAUCUGUUUGAUGAUCUCCUGCAGGGCGACUUUCAAGGCUGGAGCGGAAUGCCCGACAUUGAUGGGCUGAUGUGGGAGGUCUUCAACAGCUCACCACAGUGA
Molecule: messenger RNA, 2175 nt
Organism: Aspergillus tubingensis
Lineage: Eukaryota; Fungi; Ascomycota; Eurotiomycetes; Eurotiales; Aspergillaceae
Product: transcription factor domain-containing protein
Exons: 3
Coding region: 1-2175 (724 amino acids)
Biological process (GO): DNA-templated transcription; positive regulation of transcription by RNA polymerase II
Molecular function (GO): DNA-binding transcription factor activity, RNA polymerase II-specific; zinc ion binding; sequence-specific DNA binding
Source: RefSeq, a predicted model, not a curated record